AUGCGUAGCAACGCAGCUGUCUCCGUUCUCGCCUUGGCGGCGUUGGGCGUGGUCAGCGCUGACAAGCCUGCUUAUGAGGCUACAACUAUCAAAGGUCACUUCGUCGAGCAAUUCACGGACGACUGGACCGAUAGGUGGACACCGUCUGCGGCAACGAAGAAAACUCCAGUUGGUGGUGAAACCUUUAGCUAUGUUGGAAAGUGGUCUGUUGAAGAGUCGACGAAGUAUCCCGGUACCAAGGCUGCUCACCACGCUAUUUCGGCGCCUUUCGACUCUGUCCUUGAUCCCAAGGGCAAGACUCUCGUCGUGCAAUACGAAGCCAAGUUCCAAAAGGGUGGCAACUGUGGCGGUGGUUACUUAAAGCUACUCGAAGAUGGUUUCCAGAGGGAGGGCCAGGAUUAUAAUGAUAAAACACCAUGGGUUGUUAUGUUCGGUCCAGAUUUGACCUGCCCCGGUACCAAGGUUCAUUUUAUCUUCCGCCAUCAAAACCCCGUCAGCAAAGAGUGGGAGGAGAAGCACCUCUCCUCACCACCAACCCCGUUAAUCGAUGAGAUGACCAAAUUGUACACUCUCAUCGUCAAUCCCGAUAACACCUACGAGAUCCUUAUCGACGAUGAGAGCCAAUCGAAAGGUAGCCUUCUUGAGGACUUUACCCCCGCUGUCAAUCCACCGGCCGAAAUUGAUGAUCCCGAGGACAAGAAACCCAGUGAAUGGGUUGACAUCGCGAAGAUUCCUGAUCCUGAGGCCCAGAAGCCCGAUGACUGGGAUGAAGAAGCUCCUUACUCCAUUUCCGAUGAAGAGGCUCAGAAGCCUGAAGACUGGCUUGAUGAGGAGCCCCUGCAAAUUCCUGAUCCCGAUGCUGAGAAGCCUGAAGAAUGGGAUGAUGAAGAGGAUGGCGAAUGGGUCGCUCCAACUAUUCCCAACCCUAAGUGUGCUGAAGCAUCUGGCUGCGGUGAAUGGGUUCGCCCUACGAAGCCCAACCCAGACUACAAAGGGAAAUGGUCUGCUCCUUUAAUUGAUAACCCUGAUUACAAGGGCCCAUGGGCUGCCCGGAAGAUUGCGAAUCCUAAUUACUUCGAGGAUAAGAACCCCGCCAACCUGAACAAGAUAGGUGGUAUCGGUUUCGAGCUUUGGACCAUGACCGAGGAUAUCUUCUUUGAUAACAUCUACAUUGGUAACUCUGUCAAGGAUGCCAAAAAGCUGGCCAAGGACACUUUCCACGUCAAACAUGCGCUCGAGAAGGCCGCUCGUGAAGUUGAGAAGCCCGAACCAACGCCCGAAGACGAGGUUGCCACACUCAAGUUCACCGAUGCUCCCUUGGAGUGGCUUCGUAACCAAGCUUUCACAUUCAUUGAUUUGGCCAAGCUUGAUCCUAUUGCCGCCUUCAAGGCCAAGCCUGAGACUGGUGCUGCGCUUGUUGCCGUCCUUCUUACGUUCCUGGGCUCCUUUGGCGCUCUCUUUGGCCUUAUCGGUGGAUCACAGAAAUCAUCCGAGAAGAAGGCUACCUCCUCUGAUGCCGCUCCCACUACCGCUGCCACACCAACUAGUGAGACAACUGCCACUGAAGUGAAGCCAGCUGCCACGAAACGCAAGUAG
Messenger RNA from Cantharellus anzutake, 1596 nucleotides. RefSeq names its product calnexin. The transcript has 9 exons. Bases 1 to 1596 code for a protein of 531 amino acids. Gene Ontology annotation, molecular function: calcium ion binding. Gene Ontology annotation, cellular component: endoplasmic reticulum membrane; endoplasmic reticulum. Lineage: Eukaryota; Fungi; Basidiomycota; Agaricomycetes; Cantharellales; Hydnaceae. Gene Ontology annotation, biological process: protein folding. The record is from RefSeq and is a predicted model, not a curated record.